Messenger RNA from Cataglyphis hispanica, 1315 nucleotides. It is a transcript of the gene Rcd-1, whose product is annotated as CCR4-NOT transcription complex subunit 9. NCBI's taxonomy places the organism in Eukaryota, Metazoa, Arthropoda, Insecta, Hymenoptera, Formicidae. The coding region runs from base 381 to 1301 and encodes 306 amino acids. Gene Ontology annotation, cellular component: CCR4-NOT core complex; CCR4-NOT complex; P-body. Gene Ontology annotation, biological process: negative regulation of translation; mRNA catabolic process. The transcript is spliced from 3 exons. The record is from RefSeq and is a predicted model, not a curated record.
GGCGAUGCGUACUGAUGUUGACCGGUAUCGUCAUAGAGGUUAAAGAAGCGUAUAAAAGGUAAAACAACGAGCAUCCGUUUUCAUUUCAAGGAAACUUAUUUCGAGAUUUAUUUAGACGUUAUGGGCGCACGAUAAGAUUGAUUGAUCAUACAAGAGAGAUAGAAUAACGAUCACGCACGUUACUGAAUUCUAAGUAUACAUAUAUAGAUAUAAAUAUACAAAUAAAUUGUCGUCGAGCCUGUACGAACGUAGAGAGUUCAACUUGUUGGAUUCGUCAUCACGAACGUUCGAGAACGCUACUCACGGACGAGGCAAACAAGGUUAUAUUAUCACGAAUCGUGAUAUAAUUAGGUGUCUGAUAAUACCAAAGAGUAGGAUCAAUGAGCUCUCAACAAAGUCCAGCCGCUCUGCAAACUACCGUCGACCGCGAGAAGGUCUACACAUGGAUAAUCGAGCUGUCAAAUCCGGACACCCGGGAAAAUGCUCUGUUGGAAUUGAGUAAAAAGCGCGAAGUGGUGCCUGAUCUGGCACCGAUGCUCUGGCAUUCAUUUGGCACCACGGCCUCUUUGUUGCAAGAGAUCAUCAACAUCUAUCCCGCAAUUAAUCCUGCAACUCUAACUGCUUAUCAAAGCAACCGGGUAUGCAAUGCUUUGGCGCUUUUGCAAUGCGUGGCCAGCCAUCCGGAAACAAGAUCUGCAUUCCUACAGGCUCAUGUUCCAUUAUUUCUGUAUCCAUUUCUGCAUACUGUUAGUAAAACACGUCCGUUUGAAUAUUUGAGAUUGACAAGUCUCGGGGUGAUUGGUGCACUUGUCAAAACAGAUGAGCAAGAAGUGAUUACUUUUCUUCUUACUACGGAGAUUAUCCCACUGUGUCUGCGAAUUAUGGAAAGUGGUUCUGAAUUGAGUAAAACUGUAGCAACAUUUAUACUACAGAAAAUUUUGCUGGAUGAUAGCGGCUUGUCUUAUAUCUGUCAAACAUAUGAUAGAUUCAGUCAUGUCGCUAUGAUAUUGGGAAAAAUGGUUUUAUCCCUAGCAAAAGAUCCUUCUGCAAGAUUACUUAAACAUGUUGUGAGAUGUUAUCUAAGAUUAUCUGAUAAUCCGAGAGCAUUGUUAGCCUUAAGACAGUGCUUACCAGAUCAAUUAAGAGAUAAUACUUUUGCAACAUGCUUGCAAGAGGAUGCUUCAACAAAGCAUUGGUUGUCCCUACUUCUGAAAAACUUAGAGACUGGUCCACAACCUGGUCCGCCGACACAACCAGGACAAGAUCCUCGGACAAUUGGCAUGUCACCACUCGCUUCCUGAACUUUUUAAAUCUC